Messenger RNA from Sclerotinia sclerotiorum 1980 UF-70, 477 nucleotides. RefSeq lists its product with no specific name. The coding region runs from base 1 to 477 and encodes 158 amino acids. Lineage: Eukaryota; Fungi; Ascomycota; Leotiomycetes; Helotiales; Sclerotiniaceae. The transcript has 2 exons. The record is from RefSeq and is a predicted model, not a curated record.
AUGGAUAUAUUAUCUUAUACUCCGGGCACUCCAAUUGAAUGGGGCAUUAAACGUUUGUACAAUAAGACAAACGCUUCAUCAAAACUACGUUGGUUUGUCGCUGCCAAAAUUGCGUGCUGGACUCUCAGCCCAAGUCUAGAAAGGGAGAUACCAGCCUUGAAAAGCUCAAGCGAAUAUAGCUUCGUUGCUAGUCGAAAUCUAGAAGAGGUUUUAAUGAAUAGUUCAAGUGAAGGAGUUUUAGGGAAGAGAUCACGCAAAGAAGAGUACUCUCAGGGUAACACCAAGAGAUCAGCUAAGAGAAGAUCGAGGAAGGUAAUUGUAGACUCCAUGACUGUCACGGUGUUGGAUGAUGGGAUAUCAGAGACGUCAUCCGAGAUAGAUGAAGGAAUAGCUCUCCAAGCGUCUUCACAGGAGAAUCGAAAAUCGAUCCCAAAAUCUGAGAGCUUCAAUACUAAGAAUGGCAACCUUAAGGACUAA